Trypanosoma rangeli is the source of this 1767-nucleotide messenger RNA. RefSeq lists its product as uncharacterized. The transcript has a single exon. Bases 1 to 1767 code for a protein of 588 amino acids. NCBI's taxonomy places the organism in Eukaryota, Euglenozoa, Kinetoplastea, Trypanosomatida, Trypanosomatidae. The record is from RefSeq and is a predicted model, not a curated record.
AUGGCGUCUGACUGCCGUGAUCCCGUCUCUCAGUUAGCCAUCGUGCCUUUGGAGGCGAUGGAACGCGAGGCCUACGAGGCCUUUCGCCAGUUGCUGCCACCGCCCUCGUCCACCGCGGGGGGAGUGAUUCCUGUCAUUCUUUACUACGCACGCGUUACACGACGCACGCGGUUCGGUAGACGUCUGCCAUGCCACCUUCUUAUCUCGCGCAGCCACUGGUACCUCUGCAAGCCCGCCGGGAAGAUCUCGCGAUGCUGCCGCAUCGAUCGCAUCGCCAAGAUGAUAACCUGCCGUGACAUGUACGUUGUCUGGAAAAUUCAGGAGGGGCGUGAUGUUGUGAUGCGCCUCGGCGACGCUAACGAGAUCGUCUUUGUGGCAAACGUCUUGCGUAUCCUUCAGGCCUCCGUCGCUGGUCGUGCCCUCCCUGUGGUGGAGAAACUCGCGGAGGAGCACACAAGCCUCUCUGGGGCAGACAAGCCACAGCUUGAACGAAGGGGACAUGAGGAGGGCGCGUGUCCGCUGCCGCUGGUGUCGGCUGCCGAGGCACAGCAGCAAUGCACCGUGGAGAACGUUUUGGUGAUGAUGCCACCGCCACCGUCGUCAGAGCCACAGCCGCGCUUGGAGUUUGAAGUGGGUGGCACGCAGCGGGAUGCACGUGUGGAGGCCAUUCUGCGUUAUAUGGAUGACCACAUUGAGAAUCCACGCAUGCCCGUUGCCCCUGAGGCCGCAGCAGACUGUGCCCGCGGUAGUUGUAGUAAUGGGGGCGCCACUUACGUGGAACAAGAUGCAGCUGGCAUUCUGUCGCCUGUGCAGUCACUGCGGGCUCCAUAUACGGCGCAGUCGACGAUACGAUGCAUCCUGCCCGUGGCACAAGACGAGCCUGUGGAAACGCAGCUGACGUUUCCGUUACCGCGUGACGUCCCUCUAGAUCCGACGCCGGGGGUGGCGUCGUGUCGCCCGCCACCGCCACCACCCUCGAUGCCGCCACAGUACAUACAUCUUCUGGGCGAAGAAUCUGGUGAACCCCCCAAGGAGCGAGUGGCGUUGCGGAAGCUGCGCGAGAUGGAUGAUCGCAUCACCUCCUUGGAGCGGGAGCGGGAACGGGAACGGGAGGCGCUGCGGUGCUCUCAAGUGCACGGUGACACGGAGGCCCAUUCUCCGCGGCCGCCCUUCUAUAAAAAGGCAGAGACCUUCAAAACGCCAUCCCCACUGCCUGCAAGCCCUUUUGCGCGGGGGACCCCACCGCCUCGUCUUUAUUUGCAGCAGGAGAAUGGGUGUACAAACACCGCCGAUUUCGAGCGACGCGUCGCGGAAAAGUCGCUUGAGGAGCGCCUUGUACUGCGCCGAUACGAGAUUGACCUCCACCUUCAUCGGGUGUCGUCGUACAUAAAGGCAGGUGAUGUGCAACACCUCACGCUUGUGACGCGCCUGCAGGAGGAUUUGUUGCUCCUUCUGCAGGAACAGCAGGCUGAUGAAGAGUUGGGAACGGCACAACAGCAGGAGACCAGCAGCGUUGAUACAGCAAGAUCAAAGACUCAAACAAUACGCCGCGGUGUCCUGGGCGAGGAGGAUGAGGCUGGCGAGGAGGAUGAGGCUGGCGAGGAUAACGAAUCACUGGAGGGAGGGUUUGGGCUAGACGAUUAUGAUCUGUGGACGGCGACUGAUGAGGGGAAGGAGUGGUACAACGAGCUUUUUGGUGAACACUUAAUGGCGUGCAAGGAGGCGAUGGUGCGGAAUGCGUUUACGCAUCCCACCACGUCGUUGUGA